AUGGCCGCCUCAAUAGCAUCAACGACGCCCGCCAAGUCCGCGUCCACUUCCACGCCCGAGGUCGCCUCGUGGCAGGAUGUCGGCUACCGCUGCCCCCGCCCGGGCUUCUUCCUCGGUGACGACGGCUCCAUGGCCACCGCCAAGGUCCUGACGCCUUCCAACGAGCUCCCGGCGAAGUGGAACAUGGGCCGCCUCAGCGUGCUCCCUCUUGAGCUGAUGCACCAGAUCGUCGACGACCUGGCCGAGACGGACAUCCGCGCCCUCGUAGCCCUGCGCAACUGCAACCGAGCCUCUGCGGCUGUUGUUGACAGCUUCCCCGACUUUGCUACCGUGGCCGCCUUCCCCCGAGCCCUAGGUGCCCUCGUCUGCCUAGCUCCCCCUUCUCCGACAAACUCCUCACAAAUUUCACUCCGCGCUCUCGCCAAGUGCCUCCGCACUACGUCCUGCGCCAGCUGUCUGCGCCAGCGUGAAGCCACGGGCGACACCAGCAGCGACGUCCCCUACGGUGACUUUAUUUACCUGCUGGCGCCCGAGCGCGUAUGCUACUCCUGCUUCCGCUCCCUGCCCGAGUACCUGCCCGUAGCCCGCUUUGCCGCUGCCGGCAACCACUUGCCUCAGCUGCACCAGCAGCACAAGGAUUUGCUGGACAACCAGCCCCUGACAAGAAUUACCGUGCCGCCCGGCCGGUAUGGCGUGCUGGCGCGCCUAACACAACCGGUUGACCUUUUUGACCGGCGGGAGGUCUAUGCGGCCGAGGAGCCCGCGGGUUUGGACGACGAGGGUAGCAGCUCGUCAGCCAGCACGAGCACGAGCCUGAGAAACAUUACCACACCCGAGGUGGACCGCGUCUCCACCGUCCGCGGCCGACCUGUCGUUUCUGGCAAGCGCGGUCUCUCCGUCUCGCCUACACCCGGCAACUCUACCCGACCCGACCCUCUGCGCUAUGCCGCUGUGAUCCCCGCUCCCUACUGGGCGCUUGACAACAAGACCGUGCGGCCUACGGCCGAAACCCCCGUCGACCGCGGCUACGCAUGCCGCGCCUGUGCCCAGACCGACCGCAAGUCGGCUGGGCAUGCCGGCUGGGCCGAUCCGCUGGCCCGCUACACUGAGAAGGGCCUGCAGCGCCACGUUGCCGAUCCCCGCUACGGCGGUCGUGUCCUGCGCCGCCGUGUUGGCCUCACCGACAUUUACGAACACGACGCGCCUCGCCGCGGGCACUUCCCGCCACCCAUCGAGUUUGGUGCGACGGCGGAUCUGGCACGGCGGUACGAAGCUGUCAUCCUCGUGCCGGCCGGUUCGGUUGUUGGUUCGCGGAUGUAA
Sporothrix brasiliensis 5110 is the source of this 1320-nucleotide messenger RNA. RefSeq lists its product as uncharacterized. Bases 1 to 1320 code for a protein of 439 amino acids. Lineage: Eukaryota; Fungi; Ascomycota; Sordariomycetes; Ophiostomatales; Ophiostomataceae. The record is from RefSeq and is a predicted model, not a curated record. The transcript has a single exon.